Cladophialophora carrionii CBS 160.54 is the source of this 1074-nucleotide messenger RNA. Its product is annotated as D-xylulose reductase A. The transcript is spliced from 2 exons. Gene Ontology annotation, biological process: D-sorbitol catabolic process. Gene Ontology annotation, molecular function: L-iditol 2-dehydrogenase (NAD+) activity; zinc ion binding. The coding region runs from base 1 to 1074 and encodes 357 amino acids. NCBI's taxonomy places the organism in Eukaryota, Fungi, Ascomycota, Eurotiomycetes, Chaetothyriales, Herpotrichiellaceae. The record is from RefSeq and is a predicted model, not a curated record.
AUGUCUUCUGAAACACAGACCAAGGAGAACAACUCCUUCGUCCUGCGGGGCGUCAAGGACGUCCUCUUCGAAGACCGUCCCAUUCCCAAGCUCACCCGACCCCGCGACGUCCUCCUCCAAGUGAACUUUACAGGCAUCUGUGGCUCCGACGUACACUAUUGGCAACAUGGCCGGAUCGGACAUUUCGUGGUCAAAGAUCCUAUGGUGCUGGGACACGAGUCCGCUGGAACAGUACUCGAGGUUGGAUCAGCCGUCAAGAGUGUGAAAAAGGGGGACCGCGUCGCAAUGGAGCCAGGUAUCCCGUGCCGGCAUUGCGUGCGCUGUAAAGAAGGAAAAUACAAUCUUUGCCCGGACAUGGCAUUUGCAGCGACACCGCCAUACGAUGGCACGCUCGCAAAAUAUUACGUGCUUCCGGAAGACUUCUGCUACAAGCUACCGGAGAACAUGUCGCUGGAGGAGGGCGCGUUGAUGGAACCUCUGGCCGUGGGCGUACAUAUCACCAAGCAAUCGGGCAUCAAGCACGGCGAUACCGUGGUUGUUUUCGGUGCCGGCCCUGUCGGACUGCUCUGCUGCGCAGUCGCCAAGGCAUUGGGUGCCAGCAAGGUUAUUGCCGUGGACAUCAACACCGAACGACUUGAAUUCGCCCGAUCUUUUGCAGCAACCUCAACCUUUGUACCGUCGAAAGUAUCAGCGGCAGAGAAUGCACAGAAGAUAAAGGACGAGAACGACCUUCCCUCAGGAGCAGACAUCGCCAUCGACGCCAGCGGGGCAGAACCCAGUGUCCAGACGGCCAUCCACGUCCUCCGUAUGGGAGGCAGUUACGUGCAGGGUGGAAUGGGCCGUGAUGAAAUGACCUUCCCCAUCAUGGCUGCAUGCACCAAAGAAUUAACGGUGAAAGGCAGCUUCCGAUAUGGCCCAGGUGACUACGCUAUGGCCGUCGAUCUGACCAGCAGCGGAAGGGUGGACGUGAAGAGAUUGAUCAGUCGAAAAGUCAACUUUGAAGACGCAGAACAGGCAUUCGAAGACGUGAAAGCCGGCAAAGCGAUCAAAGUGCUCAUCGAGGGACCGAAGUAG